AUGGAUGAGUUGAAACAAAUAGAAUAAGAAUAAUACUACAUUAGUUACAGUAAGUAUUAUAAAUGUUCUAAUUCAUGUUAUUUAUAAAUCUAAUAAAAUUUAUAAAAAUAUUUAUUUGUAUUUGAAAGAAAAAAGAGAGAGAGUACUAAUAUAUUGAUUUACAAUUUUAGAUGGAAGUUUUAAAAGUUGAAUUUUUUGAAAAAGGAUAGGUUAUUGAAGAAUUGUAGAUUCAAAAUUAGAAUUUGAUGGAUGAUAUAUCAUAAUUACGAAUUGCUUUAUGA
This is a messenger RNA of Paramecium pentaurelia, 281 nucleotides long. Lineage: Eukaryota; Ciliophora; Oligohymenophorea; Peniculida; Parameciidae. The record is from the annotation of a GenBank genome assembly.